GCACAAGGAACUGUGUUAAGGGGUCGCAGCAUUAGGAAGGCUGAGAAUCAUUGCUCCAGGGGCUCAUAGAUCCCAGGAGAUGUAUGAAACUUACAAACACUAACACUAGUUGUCUAUUUUUAUCAGAUAGCUGGUGCGAGCACUGGUGCUGUGAAGCCUUCUUGCUGUGUUAAAUCCUCAGAGAACCACUGUGUGCACAGAGUUUCAGCAGGGUGGUGCUAGCCAGGCUGACUGCUGCUAGCCAGGCUGACUGCUGCUCAGUGUCUGUUUUUACAGGAGCUUCAGUCUGCAGAAAUGAAACGCUCACUGCACACUUUUCCUCCUCUUCUCAUUGUGUUCAUGUGUAUUGGGAGCAAAGGCCUUGCUGAGCAGCUAACUAAUGAAAACCUGACCACGGCCUUCCUGCCUGCUAACUUCCACAAAGAAAACACAGUCACCAAUGACUGGAUUCCAGAGGGGGAGGAGGAUGAGGACUACCUGGACCUGGAGAAGCUGCUAGGUGAAGAUGAUGACUACAUUUAUAUCAUCGAUGCAGUUUCCCCGACAGACUCAGAAUCAAGUGCUGGCAACAUCCUGCAGCUUUUCCAAGGCAAGAGCCGGAUCCAGCGUCUUAAUAUCCUCAAUGCAAAGUUUGCCUUCAACCUUUACCGAGUCCUGAAGGACCAGGCUACCACUUCUGCUAACAUCUUCCUAGCACCUGUUGGCAUUUCUACUGCCAUGGGGAUGAUCUCCCUAGGUCUGAGGGGAGAGGCCCAUGAGGAAGUACACUCAGUUCUACACUUCAGAGACUUUGUCAAUGCUAGCAGCAAGUAUGAGGUUACCACCAUUCACAAUCUCUUUCGAAAGCUGACCCAUCGCCUAUUCAGGAGAAAUUUUGGGUACACACUUCAGUCAGUUAAUGAUCUUUAUAUUCAGAAGCAGUUUCCCAUACAGGAGGAUUUCAAAGCUGCCGUGAGGGAGUUUUACUUUGCUGAGGCCCAGGAGGCUGACUUCUCAGAUCCUGCCUUCCUAUCAAAGGCAAACAACCACAUUCUGAAGCUCACCAAGGGCCAUAUAAAAGAAGCCCUGGAGAAUAUAGAUUCUGCUACUCAGAUGAUGAUUCUGAACUGCAUCUACUUCAAAGGAACUUGGGUGAAUAAAUUCCCAGUAGAAAUGACACACAACCACAACUUCCGGCUGAAUGAGAGAGAAGUAGUCAAAGUCUCCAUGAUGCAAACUAAAGGGAAUUUCCUUGCGGCAAGUGACCAGGAGCUAGACUGUGACAUUCUCCAGCUAGAGUAUGUAGGGGGCAUCAGCAUGCUGGUUGUAAUUCCACGGAAGCUGUCUGGAAUGAAGACUCUUGAAGCGCAGCUUACACCCCAGGUGGUAGAGCGAUGGCAGAAAAGCAUGACAAACAGAACUCGAGAAGUACUUCUGCCAAAGUUUAAGCUUGAGAAGAAUUACAACCUGGUGGAGGUCCUGAAGUCCAUGGGAAUCACAAAGCUCUUCGACAAGAAUGGCAAUCUGUCAGGCAUCUCAGAGCAGAGGCUCGCCGUGGACCUGUUCAAGCACCAAAGUACCAUCACAGUGAAUGAAGAGGGUACCCAAGCUGCAGCUGUAACCACAGUGGGGUUCAUGCCGCUGUCUACUCAAGUCCGAUUCACUGUGGACCGUCCCUUCCUGUUCCUAGUGUAUGAGCACCGAACCAGCUGUCUGCUCUUCAUGGGAAAAGUGGCCAACCCUGCCAAGUCUUAAUGGGGACACUCUGUAAUUCUGUUUUCAUUCUAACAAAGAGGACAGAGCUAUUUUGAGAUGAUAAUCUAUGUGGUUUAUGAUAAUAAUCUGAACAGUAAACACUGACUCGCAAUGUUAAUGCAGCUAA
This is a messenger RNA of Apodemus sylvaticus (European woodmouse), 1861 nucleotides long. It is a transcript of the gene Serpind1, whose product is annotated as serpin family D member 1. Bases 295 to 1734 code for a protein of 479 amino acids. NCBI's taxonomy places the organism in Eukaryota, Metazoa, Chordata, Mammalia, Rodentia, Muridae. Gene Ontology annotation, biological process: blood coagulation; negative regulation of endopeptidase activity. The transcript is spliced from 4 exons. The record is from RefSeq and is a predicted model, not a curated record. Gene Ontology annotation, molecular function: serine-type endopeptidase inhibitor activity.